This is a messenger RNA of Lethenteron reissneri (Far Eastern brook lamprey), 4566 nucleotides long. RefSeq names its product superkiller complex protein 2-like. Gene Ontology annotation, molecular function: ATP binding; RNA helicase activity; RNA binding. Lineage: Eukaryota; Metazoa; Chordata; Hyperoartia; Petromyzontiformes; Petromyzontidae. The record is from RefSeq and is a predicted model, not a curated record. Gene Ontology annotation, biological process: nuclear-transcribed mRNA catabolic process, 3'-5' exonucleolytic nonsense-mediated decay. Gene Ontology annotation, cellular component: Ski complex.
AUGGAGGCUACCUCCUCACAGGUGCCACCCGGGAUGAAGAGAGGCAUGGAGUUCAACAAACCAGAUCGCCCCGUCCCGCGCGGCAUCGUGAGCCUCGCCGCCAUCCAGCAGGGCAUCGACGAGUUCGACCUGGGAGGCCCCAGCGACGACGACGACGACGACAAGGAGGAGGAGGAAGAAAACGCGUCGACCAAGAAGAAGCAGGAGGAACGUAGGGACCCGACGAGGGCGGCGCGGCCACCCGUGCCCGACUUCCACAAGCGGGUGCCCAAACCCGGCGUUCAGUGGCCCUUUGAGCUGGACACGUUUCAGAAGCAGGCGAUCCUGCGGCUGGAGAACCACGAGUCGGUGUUCGUAGCGGCGCACACGUCGGCCGGCAAGACGGUGGUGGCCGAGUACGCCAUCGCGCUGUCGCAGCGCAACAUGACGCGGACCAUCUACACGUCGCCAAUCAAGGCGCUGUCCAACCAGAAGUUCCGCGACUUCAAGGCGACGUUCAAGGACGUGGGGCUCCUCACGGGAGACGUGCAGCUGCACCCCGAGGCCUCCUGCCUCAUCAUGACCACCGAGAUCCUGCGCUCCAUGCUGUACAAUGGCUCGGACGUGAUCCGCGACCUGGAGUGGGUGAUCUUUGAUGAGGUUCACUACGUUAACGACGCUGAGAGAGGCGUGGUGUGGGAGGAAGUGCUCAUCAUGCUGCCGGAACAUGUCAACCUCAUCCUGCUGAGCGCCACCGUCCCCAACACGCUGGAGUUUGCCGAUUGGAUCGGCCGCACCAAGCGCAAGAAGGUUUACGUGGUGAGCACGGCCAAGCGGCCGGUGCCCCUGGAGCACUUCCUGUACACGGGCAACAGCCAGAAGACGCAGGGGGAGCUCUUCCUGCUGCUCAACUCGGCGGGGACGUUCGCGACGCGGGCACACGCGGACGCCGUCGAGGCGAAGCGCGAGCGCACGAGCAAGCACGCGCAGAGCUUCGGGGCCAAGCAGCCCGUGCAAGGCGGCGGGCCCAAGCAGGACAAGGGCGUGUGGCUGUCGCUGCUGGACAGCCUGCGGCGGCGGGACCAGCUGCCCGUGGUGGCGUUCACGUUCUCGCGCAACCGCUGCGACGAGACGGCGUCGGGCCUCACCACGCUGGCGCUCACCACCGCCGCCGAGCAGAGCGAGAUCCACGUCUUCUUCCGCAAGUGCAUCUCCCGCCUCAAGGGCACCGACCGCAGCCUGCCGCAGGUGCUGCAGAUGGAGAUGCUGCUGAAGAGAGGCGUCGGAGUGCAUCACAGCGGCAUCCUGCCCAUCCUCAAGGAGGUGGUGGAGAUGCUGUUCUCGCGGGGACUCGUCAAGGUGCUGUUCGCCACGGAGACGUUUGCGAUGGGCGUGAACAUGCCGGCCCGCACCGUGGUCUUCGACUCGAUCCGCAAGCACGACGGCACCAACUUCCGAGACCUCUCCCCGGGAGAGUACAUCCAGAUGGCGGGGCGCGCGGGCAGACGCGGACUCGACACCACGGGCAUGGUGAUCAUCCUGUGCAAGAUGGGCGUGCCGGAGAUGUCCGACCUGCACAAGAUGAUGCUGGGCAAGCCCACGAAGUUGGAGUCUCAGUUCCGCCUCACGUACACCAUGAUCCUGAACCUGCUGCGCGUGGAGGCGAUCCGCGUGGAGGACAUGAUGAAGAGGAGCUUCUCCGAGUUCCACACGCGCAAGGACGCCAAGGAGCACGAGCACAGGGUGCGGCACCUCUCCGCGCGUCUCUCUGGGAUGGCGGAGGCCGACUGCUCGGGCCAGCUGUCGGACCUGCCCGAGUACCACGCUUGCGCCCGCCAGUUCGUGGAGCUGCGCUGCGAGGCGCUGCGCGGCGCCGCCGCCACCCCCGCCGGCGCCCGCGCCCUCUUGCCGGGCCGCGUGGUGGUCGCCAACUCGUCCCGCGCGCCCAACUCGCUCGCCGUGCUGCUGCAGGUGUCCACGGAGGCCGGCGGUUCGAGAUCGUACACAGCGCUCGUGCUCUGCGAGCAGAAGCUGGCGGCCGAGGGAGGGGGGGCAGCCCCCCCCCGCCCUCCUCCGCCCCCUCCGGCGCCGACUCCGGACCACCUGCUGGCCACCAAAGUGUUCGUGCCCGAAGGGGCGUGCAGUCACUCGGUGGAGAAGCUGCGAAUCGACGACAUCGUCGUGAUCGCCGACCGCGCGCUGAAGAUCAGCCCCGAGAAAAUCAUCGACGACUUCAACAAGAGGCAGAUCCCGCGAUUCAGGAGCGACCCGCCCGGCCAGUCGGUAACCACGGCGACGCAGGAGCUGAUGCGUUUGGCGGAGGCGGCGGCUGCCGGUGGCGGCGGCAGUGGGGCCCUGAGGCCCCUGGACCCCGUGAACGACCUCCACGCCAAGGAGGCCGGCGCGGUGGAGGCGAGCAUGCGGGCACGCGUCCUCGCUGAGAGGAUCCCGCACUUCACCUGCACGGCCAGCCCCAAGUUCCAGUCGCAGUACGCUCGCAUGGAGGAGCGGUCGCGCGUUGAGAGGGAGCUCUCGCAUGUCAAGUUCCUCAUGUCCGACCAGAGCCUGCACCUCCUGCCCGAGUACCACCAGCGCAUCCAGGUGCUGAAGCAGCUGGGCUACCUGGACGAGUCGUGCGCCGUGCAGCUCAAGGGCCGCGUGGCGUGCGAGGUGAGCAGCCACGAGCUGCUCGUCACCGAGCUCGUGUUUGAGAACGCGCUGUCCGAGCUGGCGCCGGAGGAGAUUGCCGCGCUGCUCUCUUGCCUCGUGUUCCAGCAGAAGACGCGCACGGAGCCCACGCUCACGCCCACACUCAAGCAGGGCGUGGAGCGAAUCCGCGGCGUGGCGGAACGCAUCGCCCUGCUGCAGCGUGAGUGUGGCAUCUCGGAGUCGGUGGAGGAUUUUGUGGAUCAGUACAAGUUCGGCCUGGUCGAGGUCGUGUACGAGUGGGCCCGCGGCAUGCCGUUUGCGGAGAUUGCGCGGCUCACGGACGUGCAGGAGGGGGUGGUGGUGCGCUGCGUCCAGCGGCUGCAUGAGGCGUGCCGGGACGUGCGGGGAGCGGCGCGCGUCAUCGGGGAUCCCAUCCUGCGCGACAAGAUGGAGCGGGCGUCGGACGCCAUCAAGCGCGAUAUCGUGUUCGCCGCCAGCCUCUACACGCAGUGACCCUGCGUUGCUGCUGCUGCUGCCACCGCCGUUGCAUCAUGUAUCAUAUUCCCCCAACCACACAUCCCACUUUCUCCAACUUUUGCAUUUCAUCUGAAUUUGUUUUGCCCUUAUUCUUUCCAGAUGAUGCGAUGGUGCGGACGCCGCGCUUAUUGUCUUGAGAUAUGGUCCACAUUUGGACGCUUUACAAAUAUGUAAUUGUCUGUAAAUGUUCGCGGCUUUGCGCUUUUUGACUGCCGCCAUCAUCGCCCGUCCCCUCUGAGGGCCGCCGGGCUGCUCGUACACAGAUGCCCCCCCCCCCCGACCUGCCUGUGUAUGCCAGUGGCGUAGCGUGGGUUGGCACGGCCCUUGGUGCAAAGGACUGAAAAUGUGCCUCUCGUGUCUACCGCGGUAAACACGCAACGUUGGGUCGACGUCGGCCCAACGUUCUGCGUUCCAUGGUGGGGCGCCUCGGUGGCGAGAUGUUAACUACCUCACCUCGUAUACAGGCAUAGGUGGAGCCAGUGGGGGAGGGGGGGGGUGGCACGUGCCCUCCCAAUGAUCCGAUCGAAAUCUCUAAUUUCGAUCGGAUCAUUGGGGUUUAUUAGUAAUAAAUUGGCAUUUUGCAACCCUCACUGCCACUGUGUAGCAUAUUAUUAUGUGCCAGGGAUGAGAGGACAAUAAUCUGAGUCCAUAAUUGGCAAUAAGUAACGGCAAAGCAGUUAUAAGUGACUCAGAAUUGUGCACAGUUGCGACUACAAUCCACGACUUCCCUGAAGGCAUUCACCUUCAGCGAGCGCGAUGCCAAUCACACAACGCGGUUAAAACUCGACCGAUGGUUGCGCCAUCGCCGCACACGCCUCGAAUGAAAAGCAAGGAACAAGUCCUUACAACUCCUAUAAUUUUUCAUUUCUGGAGGGGUUACCCCCUCCUACCUGAAAAUCCUGGCUCCACCAUUGUAUACAGGAGGUCGUGGGUUCAAUCCCGACCUUGACGCCUGUGUGUAUGUGUUCUCCCCGUGGUCGCAUGUAUUUUUCUCCGGUUCCUCCGUUUUUUUUUCCCCUCCACAUUUUUAGAAUGAACACGCGUCUCGAGUAUUUGGCUGCUAGACAUUUCCACGCGACAAGCCACUUCGUUGAGCUGUCAUUUGUGGCCAGGUCACUUCUGAAAAAUAAGUAUAUCGCUCAGUGGGCCUUACCUGGUAAAAUAAAAAAUAGUUUAGUGUUUACUGCGUCAUUUCUCCCCCCCCUCUCUGCUUAGGCCGGUGUCUGGGCCUCUCCCGCCUGUGGGGGGGGGCCCUGGUUUAGAUGUACAGCCUGGCACACUCGAUAGCUACGCCACUGAUGUACUUACUGCACCCUGACAGCACUUGGUAUGCGCAGUGUGCCUUAUUGUAUUUGCAGUCGAGGCUUGCUGAAGAAGGUAAUAAACCACACUGCAAAUGGG